UUUCUCUCCUCCUUUCAGACUUCAACAGAACGUUCAUUCGAUUUUGAUGUCGAUGAUGCCAUCGACGAAGAUUCCGGUUCAGAUUUUGAUGAAGAUGAGGAUCCAGAUAAAAUAGAAGUGCCGGGUGGCGGUAAAGAUUUAAUCACAGCUGUUACCUAUGCCAAAAAGAGUACAAUUAAAAAACAAGGCACAGUUAAUAAUAAUUCAUUGUUAAUAUCAAAUCAAACGGGAGCUGGAUCGACGACAGCAUUUAAUCGCAGCAUAAUGCCCAAAAAGACACAAAGUCCGGCUGUUGGCAUGCCUGCCCCAGGUGGUUCAAAUGCCAGCCAGAAUAAUGAAUCACUGUUUGGUGCUGGUGGUGGUGGUGCCGGCAGCAGCAUGCCCACCUUAAAUACCUCACAAUUAAUGGGUAUGGCUGCCCUGGCAGCGGCCAUGUUUAAUGCCACAAGUGAAACCAACCCAGGUUCAAAUCAAAAUAAUAACAACUUAAGCACUGCAACUGGUGGCCUAAGUGUUUUGGCUGGCCUACAGGCAGCCACAACCUCUGCGGCCUCAAGACAAAUUCCAUCCACAAAUUCUGUUAGUUAUCAAGCCAAUCAAGCAGCGGGCCUUAAUAAAGCCGCCUCUUUAUUGGCCCAGAUGACCAUGGGCUUGGGAAGUUUACAACCUGCCCCCACACCUGCUGCCAGUACAGGCCUAUCGCCACAAUCCAAAAUGAAUAAUAAUAUGGUGUUGGAAAAAAUUAAGGCCUUGGUGGCAGCUAAUCCACAAUUUUUGACCAGUGGUAUACCCAAUCAUGUGCUGCAGCAGUUACUGAUGCAGCCCAUGAAGCAAGUCACACCUGCCCCAGUUAUGGCCCAACCUGAAGAAGAUGAGGCUGACUAUGAAGAAAUGGGUGUGGCCGAAACCUAUGCGGAAUAUUGGCCAGCAAAGUUAAAACUGGGUAAAAAACAUCCCGAUCCGGUGGUUGAAACUGCCUCGCUGUCCUCUGUGGAACCCUGUGAUGUUUAUUAUAAAUUAUCCAUACCCCUGGAUACCAUACAAAGUGGCCAGCUGAGUGCAUUGCAAUUGGAGUCCAUAACCUAUGCCUCACAGGCCCAUGAUCAUCUCUUGCCCGAUGGUAGUCGUGCCGGUUUUCUAAUUGGUGAUGGUGCUGGUGUGGGUAAGGGUCGCACCAUUGCCGGCAUCAUUUAUGAAAACUAUAUGAAGGGUCGGAAAAAGGCCCUGUGGAUUUCCGUCUCCAAUGAUUUGAAAUAUGAUGCGGAGAGAGAUCUCAGUGAUAUUGGGGCCACCAAAAUUGAGGUCUAUGCUUUGAAUAAGUUCAAAUAUGCCAAAAUCAAUUCGGAAAUAAAUAACAAUGUGAAAAAGGGUGUCAUCUUCAGUACGUAUUCCGCUCUGAUUGGUGAAUCGAAUAACAAGACUGGUAAAUAUAAAUCAAGACUUAAACAAUUGCUGCAGUGGUGUGGUGAAGAUUUCGAUGGCCUGAUCAUUUUUGAUGAAUGUCACAAGGCGAAAAAUCUAUGUCCCGUGGGUUCGGGUAAACCCACAAAGACCGGUCAAACGGUAUUGGAAUUACAAAAUAAAUUACCAAAAGCCCGUGUGGUAUAUGCCUCGGCUACUGGUGCCUCGGAACCCAAGAAUAUGGCCUAUAUGGUGCGUUUGGGUUUGUGGGGUCAGGGUACAGCAUUUCCAACAUUCAAUGAUUUCAUUGCCGCUGUGGAGAAGAGAGGUGUCGGUGCCAUGGAAAUCGUGGCCAUGGACAUGAAGCUGCGUGGCAUGUACAUUGCCCGCCAACUAAGUUUCCAUGGGGUCACGUUUAAAAUUGAAGAAGUGCCCCUGUCCAAAGAGUUUAGACGGAUCUAUGAUGAAUCGGUUAGAUUGUGGGUUGAGGCCAUGCAAAAAUUCAUUGAAGCCGCCGAAUUAAUUGAUGCCGAGAGCCGCAUGAAAAAGACGAUGUGGGGUCAAUUUUGGUCAGCCCAUCAGCGUUUCUUUAAAUAUCUCUGUAUUGCCGCCAAAGUUAAUCACGUGGUACACAUUGCCCGCGAGGCAAUUAAAUAUGGUAAAUGUGUGGUCAUAGGUCUACAAUCCACGGGUGAGGCCCGCACCUUGGAACAAUUGGAAAGGGAGGAUGGUGAAUUAACGGAUUUUGUAUCCACCGCCAAGGGCGUUUUCCAAUCUCUAGUCGAAAAACAUUUCCCUGCACCCGAUCGCAAUCGCAUAAAUCGCAUUUUGGGUCUCUCCGACGCGGAUACCAGCCGAUCUAAUAUUCAAUCGAUUAUUGCCAAAGUCAAGGCAGCCAAUCGGCAUCGCAACGAUGCCUCAUCAUCGGCGGCAAACAAACGUAAAUCAUCCCGGCCAGACCUGGUGGGUAAUAGUAAAAAAUCUCGCCAGGAUUCAUGGGAUAAAGAUGACUCGGACUCGGAUGACGACAACGACGAUGAUGACGAUUCCGAUAAAGACUCCAAUAAAGAUUCCGAUAAAGAUGAAAAUGAUUCGGAUAUGAAAAAUUCCGAUUCUGAAGAUUCCGAUACUGGGAAUCAUAGUGAUAGUUAUGAUUCGGAAUCAGAUUUUAAUCCCUUUGGAGCAAGUGGUUCGGAUUCGGAUACAGAUCCAUGGUUGGCGCGUGCCAAAAAGAAGAAAAAGAAGGUUAAGGCCAAGGAGAAGGAGAAAUCAUCAGCAUCUAAGGCCUCCUCCACGUCCAGCACAAUAGCUUCUUUGACCACCCAGAGUAGUAGCUUUUCCUCAACGCUCAGCAAUAGCUUUAACAUCUCACCACCCAACAAGAAGAAGACACCUGUUUCGACGCAGGACAAAAUUCAGGAUCUACUGCAAAAGAAACAGGAACUGAAGGGCACUGUGACACCCAUUGGCGUGCAUGGUGUUAAAUUGAAUUAUGGCCCACCACCCAAAGAUGCCAUUGAAAAGGCCUGCUCGAUGAAAGAGGAGCUGCUAAGGAAAAUAGAACUGCUGGGAGAACGUCUGCCACCCAAUACCCUGGAUCAAUUGAUUGAUGAGCUGGGUGGACCGGAUAAUGUGGCCGAAAUGACUGGCCGCAAGGGCCGUGUUGUCCAGUCCGAUGAUGGUUCCAUACAAUAUGAAUCCCGAUCCGAAUCCGAUGUCCCGCUAGAAACCUUGAACAUAACCGAAAAGCAACGUUUCAUGGAUGGCACCAAAGAUGUGGCCAUUAUCUCCGAGGCUGCCUCCAGUGGUAUUUCAUUGCAAAGUGAUCGCAGGGUACGCAAUCAAAGGCGGCGUGUACACAUCACCUUGGAACUGCCCUGGUCAGCUGAUCGUGCCAUCCAGCAAUUUGGUCGUACUCACCGUUCGAAUCAGGUCAAUGCCCCGGAAUAUAUUUUCCUUAUCUCUGAUUUGGCUGGUGAGCGACGUUUCGCUUCGACCGUGGCCAAACGUUUGGAAUCGCUGGGCGCCCUGACGCAUGGUGAUCGUCGUGCCACCGAGACACGUGAUCUCUCCCAGUUCAAUAUAGAUAAUAAAUAUGGCCGAACGGCCCUUGAAACUGUGAUGAAAGCCAUAAUGGGCUAUGAACAGCCUUUGGUGCCACCACCCACCGAUUAUCAGGGGGAAUUCUUUAAGGACAUUGCCAAGGCUCUGGUGGGUGUGGGCAUUAUUGUGCAGAGUGAGACGACACCGGGUCUGCUGAGUCUCGACAAGGACUACAAUAAUAUUUCGAAAUUUCUGAAUCGAAUAUUGGGUAUGCCUGUGGAUUUGCAGAAUCGCCUCUUUAAAUAUUUCACCGAUACCCUAACGGCCAUCAUAAAUCAGGCAAGGAAGAAUGGUCGCUUUGAUUUGGGUAUUUUGGAUUUGGGUGCUGCAGGUGAGAAUGUGACCCGUGUCAAAUUGAUCCGCUUCAUACGCAAACAUGCCACCGGCAAGGCUCCCGCAGAACUGCACACAGUGCGUGUGGAAAGAGGCAUGAUUUGGCAGGAGGCCAUUGAGAAAUAUGCCGAUCUAAUUGGCGAACACGAAGGCUUCUAUCUGUCGCAUCAGGUACGCAAUAACAAACGUACCGCCAUCCUGGCCGUUGAAUUGGAAAAUCAACCGCAAAGCAACCUGCAAAGCAGCAAGAAAAAAGAUCCAGCCGGCGGUAAAUCGUCGAGUAAAAAAGAUAUUAUGUUCCAAAUCUAUCGUCCCAAUACGGGCCUGCAGGUACGCCACGAAUCGUUGGCCGAAAUCGAAAAGAAAUACAAAAAGGUCACAAUGUCCGAGGCGGAGAAACAUUGGACCGAACAGUAUGAUGCUUCGGUAAAUACCUGUUCGCAUGCCUAUUGGAAUGGCAAUUGCAGGAAUGUUAGCAUGGGUUCGGAGUGUGAGGUUGGUUUACGCCAACGUUUAUAUAAUGUUUUGGCCGGUUCCGUGCUGUCAGUGUGGGCUCGGGUCGAACAAAUUCUCGCAAUGCGCAAUGCCAACAAUAAAAUGCAAGUUAUUCGCAUGAAGACCACAGAGGGUGAGAAAAUCGUCGGAACCCUUAUACCGAAGUCAUGUCAUGAGCUAUUGAUACAAGAUCUGAAAUCCGAUGCGGAUCGUGUUGAAGAAGUGAACUUCUAAA
Molecule: messenger RNA, 4567 nt
Organism: Musca vetustissima
Lineage: Eukaryota; Metazoa; Arthropoda; Insecta; Diptera; Muscidae
Gene: sno
Product: protein strawberry notch
Exons: 13
Biological process (GO): regulation of DNA-templated transcription
Cellular component (GO): nucleus
Molecular function (GO): histone binding; chromatin DNA binding
Source: RefSeq, a predicted model, not a curated record